This is a messenger RNA of Schistosoma turkestanicum, 611 nucleotides long. Lineage: Eukaryota; Metazoa; Platyhelminthes; Trematoda; Strigeidida; Schistosomatidae. The record is from the annotation of a GenBank genome assembly.
GUAGAUUUUCGUCGAUUGUACGUGGAUAUUUCAGACGUCCUCAGCAAUACUCGAAGUUCUACAUACGUGGUCGUCUAAUGUUAUCGUUUAUUGGUACUGAUUGGACAGUUUCACUGUUACAUGCCGGUUCCUAUCUAAAUAUUGAUGAUAUUUUGGCAUCUAAUGAACGUACAUCAUGCCGCGUUCGUGUAUCACUACCAUCUCUGGCUCCACUGCUACUUUCAGAUGUCAAAGAUAAAGUACAUGGUGAAGGCAUUAAUGAUGAUUGCAAAGCGUCAAAUGACGUCCCAGUAGGAAAAAGAGUUGAUCUACCGGUUUGGCUAGCUAUCGCUAUCGGUAGCGGAAGGAGACAAAUACUGAGCAUAGACUUACCUCCAAUUUAUCGAGAUGCCUUUACUGAAGUGUUCGAAGCAGAUCCUUGUGUAGUUGACCUUAAAAGAAAAGGAUCUAUGUAUUACAUGUUAUUAUGCAACUUACUGAUGUCAGGUCAUGUAAGAGUCCCACAAAUUGUUGCUACUGGCACUAAGGUUUUUCAGUCACGAUUGAAGAUGAUUAUGGAUGCCUCACUUAAUGCUUCUCGACAAGAUACUUUGUCGUCUACAUCUAAGUAA